AUGGAACAUUCACGUGAUAGGGCUACUGGGGGAUCUAUAAAUAGUCCUCCCUGGUUCGAAGGUGGAUGUGAAAAAUACACUCAAUGGAAGAUUUACAUGAAAUCAUACCUCUAUGCUCAAGAUGAACACGUGUGGAACAUCGUAGAAAAUGGCUGGAGUGUACCUAUGACAAAAGCAAAAGAAGAAGGCGCUUCCACUACCACUCCCAAACCAAGGAAGGACUGGACUGAGGAAGAAGUUCGUAACUUGCAAGCAGAUUUCAAAGCGAAGAACAGCAUCUUCACAGCCCUAUCGGAGCGGGAAAAACUGAGGAUAAGUCAUUGUGAGACUGCCAAGCAGGCAUGGGAUCUCCUACAGAUUACAUACGAAGGAAAUAAAAAGGUACGUGCACAGAAACUGCAAGCACUGAUUUUUGAAUUCGAAACCAUGACUAUGGCAGAUGAUGAAACCGUGGAUGACUUCCAUGGUAGAAUUCUUAAAAUCUCCGGUCAGUGUCGCAGUCUAGGAGCACCUUUUGAUGAAGAUAAAAUAGUCAAAAAGAUACUCAGGGCUCUGCCGGAAAAAUUUCACUCAAAGGUUACGAGCAUAGAGGACUCUUUUGAUAUAGAUGAUUAUCCACUUGAUGAGCUCAUCGGAAAUUUGAAAACCUAUGAGAUGAGCAAGAACUCCUCUAAAAACACGAAUGCUCCCAGAAGGAAUAACUAUAUUGGCAGUGGUAACAACAGUGACUACAAUAGUAAGAAUGGAAGAGGAAACUUCAAAGGAAAUCACUCAGGGAAACCAAAAUGCUAUGAAUGUGGUGGUUUCGGUCACAUUUCUACUGACUGUGGAAAUAGGAAGCUUGGAAACAGCAACAACAAGUCACUCCUUUCAACUUGGAGUGAUGAUGAAUCUCAAGAAAUUGAAAAUGUGGCUCUUGUCUCAUCAUUGUUGCCUGAUUCUGAAAGUGAUGAGUAUUUCUCUGAUGAUGAUGAAACAAAUGUUCGCUGCAAACAACUCUACAAAGCUUCAAAGGCCACUCUGAUUAGAAACUUGAGCUUGGAAAAAGAAGUAGAUUUCCUGAGGACUGAAAAAGAAAAGGUGGAGAAACUAUUCGAAUCCUCACAAUCUGCAUGGAAACUGGAGAAAAGCAAACUCGUGAGUGAAUCGGCAGAUCUACAAGGUGACCAAAAGAUACUGACGUGGAAGACUGAAAAGAAUGAGUAUCUCAACAAGAUCAAACUUCUAGAACUGGAUGUUAAAGGACAAAGAGCCCUGAACUUGGAACUGUUAGCGAAAAAUGAGUCUCUACAACAUGAGUUAAAAUUAACUCAAGAAAGAUUCAUGAAGUUUGAUAUCAGCUCCACUUCCAUGUCCAAGUUACUUGGAUCAGGAAAAGCUCCUCAUGAUACAUGUGGGCUAGGAUACACUGGAGAAGAUUCCAAAAGCACCAAAUUCGUACGUGCCUCAAAACCAUCUGUAGAGCAGAUAGAUGUCUCCCUUGAUGAUCAUGUCAAAAGUGUAAGGGAAGGUAAUUCAAACCAACAUCAUCAGGUAAAACUUGACCAAGAAUCCCCCACUGGUCAACACAGCAAAAUUCAUCAACGCUCUCACAUUGAGGCAACUUGUUUGGUAGCUUUAACUGCAUUUGCUGACAAACGACGAGAUUUUUGGUAUGUUGACAGUGGUUGUUCUAGACACAUGACUGGAGACAAAACCUGGUUUACUUCAUUUGAGGAUGAAAAUACCUCUGGAUCAGUCACGUUUGGAGAUGGGAGGAAAGCUAACAUUCUAGCUCGGGGUACAGUAAACACUCCAGGUAUACCUAACCUUAAAAAUGUGUUAUUUGUUGAAGGAUUAACUGCAAAUCUGAUUAGCGUCAGCCAUUUGGCUGAUGACUAUGAAGAUGUGUGGUUUAACAAACAGAGAUGUUUGGUCCUAAAUCAGAAAGGUGAAGGUAUCAUGGGAGGUAUGAGAUCUGUUGAUAACUGUUAUCAUAUUCAAGCAAAUGAAUCUUCUAGUUUGCAGUCUUGUUUGUCUGUUAAAUCCACAGAGGAAACCUUUGAACUUUGGCACAGAAAGAUGGGACAUAUCAACUAUCAGGACUUGCUGAAAUUAUCUUCCAAACAAUGUGUCCGAGGCUUGCCAAAUUUAAAAGGUAAAACUGACAAGAUGUGUGGAGACUGCAAGGUUGGAAAGCAAACUAAGGCACCUCACAGAAUGGUAAAUUCUGCGACAACCUCACAAGUAUUGGAACUAUUACACAUGGAUCUCAUGGGACCAGCUCAAUCUGAAAGUCUUGGAGGUAAGAGCUACAUACUAGUAGUUGUAGAUGAUUUCUCAAGAUACACCUGGGUAAACUUCUUGAAAGACAAAACUGAAACGUUUGAGUCCUUUAAGAACUUGAGUCAAAAAUUAAUCAUUGAGAAACAAUCAUCUAAUAACUGUUUAGUGAGAAUAAGAUCAGAUAAUGGAACUGAAUUUAAAAAUGCCUCUUUUUCUAACUACUGUCAUGAGCUUGGUGUGUCACAUGAGUUCUCAGCUCCAAUAACCCCUCAACAAAAUGGGAUAGUGGAAAGGAAAAAUAGGGUACUGCUAGACAUGGCUCGAGUAUUACUACACGCUGCAGGUUUAAGCAAAAACUUUUGGGCUGAGGCGAUCAGCACUGCUUGCUACACAAUAAAUAGAGUAUUCCUUAGACCAGGAAAUGAUCAAACUGCUUACGAGCUGUGGAAAGGAAGUAACAUUUGCAGAUACCUCACCCUUCUCGGUCACACCUUCACAGAAUACUGAAACAUCAUCUGAGGAAGAGGAAGAGGAAAUCCAUGACAACAUUUUUGAACCAGCUCCCACCCAAAGAAGAGGGUUCAAG
This is a messenger RNA of Rosa chinensis, 2851 nucleotides long. RefSeq lists its product as uncharacterized. Gene Ontology annotation, biological process: DNA integration. Bases 1 to 2772 code for a protein of 923 amino acids. NCBI's taxonomy places the organism in Eukaryota, Viridiplantae, Streptophyta, Magnoliopsida, Rosales, Rosaceae. The transcript has 4 exons. Gene Ontology annotation, molecular function: nucleic acid binding; zinc ion binding. The record is from RefSeq and is a predicted model, not a curated record.